Messenger RNA from Thecamonas trahens ATCC 50062, 1674 nucleotides. Its product is annotated as squalene epoxidase. Gene Ontology annotation, biological process: sterol biosynthetic process. Gene Ontology annotation, molecular function: flavin adenine dinucleotide binding; squalene monooxygenase activity. The record is from RefSeq and is a predicted model, not a curated record. The coding region runs from base 128 to 1663 and encodes 511 amino acids. The transcript has a single exon. Gene Ontology annotation, cellular component: membrane; endoplasmic reticulum. NCBI's taxonomy places the organism in Eukaryota, Apusomonadida, Apusomonadidae.
GGAGACUGGCGGCAACGUGGCAGCGGCGGCGGCGAAGGAGGGCGGAUCGGGCGCACGUUGUGGCUGACGCGAGUGGGAGGAGCAGCACCCGACUCGGAAGGCGGCAGAGGGCAGGACGGAGACAAGAAUGGCAGGACGUGGGUCGACUAGCGAGGCGGCGCGGGAGCGGACGGCACGGCUGCUGGCGCAGAUGGCGCCUGUGGCGGCCGCGACUGCCGGGAGCAGCGGGCGCAGGAAGACGGCGGCGCCGCCGGUGACGCACACGGCUGACGUGUGCAUCGUAGGCGCCGGGGUGCUCGGAGCGGCACUGGCGGCGGUGCUGGGCCGCAAGGGCUACACGGUGGUGGUGCUGGAGCGCGACUGGUCGGAGCCGAACCGGAUUGUGGGCGAGCUGCUGCAGCCCGGCGGGCUGCGUGUCCUCCGCGAGCUGGGCCUGGGCGAGGCCGUGGAGGGCAUCGACGGGCAGGCCAUCGAGGGCUACGGGGUGUUCUACGGCGAGGAGGCGGUGCGGCUGCCAUACCCGCCCGAGGCCGGUGAGGCGCCGAUGGGCAUCGCCUUCCACCACGGGCGUUUUGUGAUGGGCCUGCGCAAGGCGGCCCGCGAGGCGCCCGGGGUCACCGCCCUGGCGGCGACGGUCAACCGGAUGUGGGAGGACGAGGAGGGGACGGUGCUCGGCGUCGACUACACGUCCAAGGACGACGGCUCCAAGGGCCGAAUCAACGCUUGGCUCACCAUCGCCUGCGAUGGCUUUGCGUCGCGGGCGCGCAAGUUGCUGACCAAGACCAAACCGGCCAAGACCUCGACGUUCCUUGCGCUGGAGCUCGAGGACGUCGAGCUUCCGUUCCCCAACUCGGGCCAUGUCAUCUUGGCGGACCCGUCGCCGAUUCUGUGCUAUCCGAUUGGGUCGCGCGAGGCACGCAUGCUCAUCGACAUCCCCAACAGCGUGCCGGGCAAGGAGUACGGCGAAUAUGUGCGGGCCAUGACCGAGCAGAUGCCGCCGGCGCUGCGGGCUGGCGCGCUGGCGGCGCUCGAGAAGUCGCCCAAGCUGCGGACAAUGCCCAACUCGUACCUGCCUGCGGUGCCGGAGCGCAAGCUAGGCGCCAUUGCGCUUGGCGACUCGUUCAACAUGCGGCACCCGCUCACUGGAGCCGGCAUGACGGUGGCGCUCGCCGACGGCAAGCUCCUUGUGGAGCUCCUCGGCGAGGUCGACGAUCUCUCGGACCGCAAGGCGACGGCCAAGAAGCUCAAGAGCUUCUACACGCUGCGCAAGGAGCAUGCGUCGACGGCGAAUGUGCUCGCAAACGCGCUGUACGCCGUCUUUGCCGCCCGCGACAACGAGUAUCUGCCGUUUAUGCAGGACGCCUGCUUUGAGUACUUUAAGCUCAACCGCAUCACCCGCGACGGCACCAUGUCACUCCUCGGGCUCCUCGAUACGCGGCCGUAUGUCCUUGUCUCGCACUUUUUCGCCGUCGCCGCCUACGCCAUCGUCAAGACCGUGCUCCCGCUUCCGUACCCAACGCGGAUUGCGCAGGCCUUCCACAUCCUUAUGUCGGCGACGCGGGUCAUCAAGCCGCUGCUGGACAACGAGAACGUCACCGCCCUCGCGCUGCUUCCGAACUCAUUGCUGGGCAUUGAGGCGUCGAUCAGUGACUUUAUGAAGUAGUGAGAUGGUGA